AUGUUAACGAAAAAUUGGAUUAUCAUUUUAUUAGCGACUACUUACACUUGUCUAGGUACGUCUUUCAAUCAGCCUAAGUUCAGUUCGUGUGCAAAAUGGAAUGACGCAGCAACUACAUUUGCAGAUCAGAAUUGUAUCGGUCAGCAACCAACAGACAUUUUCAUUAAUCGACACGACAAGAUUUUCGUAACCGAGCGGCAAAACGGUCAGAUCCUAAUCUGGUACAAACAAUCGCCCUUUUACAACAAAACUAUCAUGGCGAACUUCACUAAUUCAUGGAGUCUCUUUGUCACAGAGAACAAUGACAUCUAUAUCGAUAAUGGUUUCCACAAGAAUGCAGUAGAUAGAUGGUCGCGGAACGGCUCAGUUAUUGAAUCUGUCAUGGAAGUGGCUAGUUCAUGUACAGGACUUUUUGUUGAUAUACUCAAAAGUCUAUAUUGUUCGUCCUCAGAAUCUCAUUCUAUUUAUAAGUUAGAUCAUAACAGUAACGCAUUAAGACCAAGAGUUAUAGCCGGUACUGGAUGUUCUGGACCAGUAAUGAACAUGCUUGAUCAUCCACAUGGAAUCUUUGUUGAUAAAGACUUUCGCCUAUAUGUUGCCGAUAGUCGCAAUAAUCGAAUCCAACGGUUUGAUCGAGAUGAAACGAAUGGAAUCACAAUAGCUGGCUUUGGAGCAGAAGUCAUUUUCAUUUUAGAUCGACCAACUGAUGUUGUUCUUGAUGGCGACGAUCAUAUGUUUAUUGUCGACAGUGGAAAGCAUCGAAUUAUUCGCUCGUUAUCUGGCGGAUUUAAAUGCUUGUUUGGAUGUUCGCAUACGCCUGGAACAGCACCUGAUCAGUUGAAUGAACCAUACGCCAUGGCAUUCGAUAGCAACGGCAAUAUUUUUGUUACAGACGUACGUAAUCAUCGGAUUCAAAAGUUCGAUCUAAUUCAAAAUGAUUGUGUGCAAAGUACGAUGACUCCUCUUCCAACACAGUGUUCAAACUACACGUUGAUUACUGAUAGCACACGGAAUAUAAACUCUGUGCGCACAACUGUAUUGUGCGAUCGCCAAAGCCCAAUGACGGUUUCAGGAUCAUGGUUUCGAUUCUCAGGCGGUGCGGGAACAAUGCUGGUUAAUUAUACUGUACCUAUACAUCAAUGUGGAACACACGCCACCGGCUGGUUUAAUGGCGCAUUUCCAUCAGAAACUGGUACAAUAUCGUCCGGUACUACCUGUUACCAUUGGGGUAACAAUAUUUGUAAUUGGUCUAAUGGUGUGACAGUGACUAAGUGUAGUGACUUCUAUGUAUUUUUUCUCGUAGCACCACCGGUUUGCAGUUUGCGUUACUGUACCGUUUAA
Molecule: messenger RNA, 1341 nt
Organism: Adineta ricciae
Lineage: Eukaryota; Metazoa; Rotifera; Eurotatoria; Adinetida; Adinetidae
Source: the annotation of a GenBank genome assembly